Molecule: messenger RNA, 537 nt
Organism: Suillus fuscotomentosus
Lineage: Eukaryota; Fungi; Basidiomycota; Agaricomycetes; Boletales; Suillaceae
Exons: 4
Coding region: 1-537 (178 amino acids)
Source: RefSeq, a predicted model, not a curated record
AUGUCCGCGACGAGCGUCAUUCGGACUCAUUCUGCACAAACAAAUGUCUGGGCUUCAUUUACAAUUUUUCAAGGUCAUUAUGGCACAUUUUCGUGUGAUUUGGCGAGGAUAAGAAAGGACUCAGGCAUUGUUACAAUGUUUUUUGUGUAUGCUACAUUCUGCACCAUGUGCAACGCGCUAUGCACCUGGCUAUAUAAAAUCCCACUGGUCAAAUGUUCACACACACACACCCCCCCACUUCCGCCUGGUUAUGGCAUAAUCCCACCAAACUCGUAUUCAGCUCCCUUCUUGCCUAGUCAGCCCUACAGUGUGCUGUCAAGAGUACCGUACGAACCUGAGCAAUCAGAUGGCGAGGACGACAAUAUGAUCGCACGCCAGGUUCUGUCCCAACCCUUCACACAACCUGCGCCUGCCUGCAAAGUUGCUGGUAGCCGCUGUCCCAAUGCAGUGCCAUCCCAAGCUAAAGGGAAGAGGAAGGCACUCGCCACAACUGAGCCACCAACCAAGAAAAGAUUGGGUCGUGGUGGUCGUGCUUAG